AUGGAGAAAUUAAUUGUCGACGGUUCUCAUCAUAAUGAGUCGUUUGACGAGUCGAAAAAGAAUGUGCGGCAUAUUGACGCUCAAGCUGAACAAACAGCAGUGCUCUCUUAUGUAGCACGAUCAGAUCUUGUUUGCUUUUCUUUCAUUUCGUUUGUCAAGAUGAAGCGAGACAUGAUUCCAAUAAUGGAAGACACUUUUAAAACAAAUAAAAGACAAUUGCUUGUCUUCGAGAAGGGAAAGUUCAAUGAAAUGUAA
Clunio marinus is the source of this 255-nucleotide messenger RNA. Lineage: Eukaryota; Metazoa; Arthropoda; Insecta; Diptera; Chironomidae. The record is from the annotation of a GenBank genome assembly.